AUGAAUAGUCAGGAAAAUGCCACAGUUUGGUCUGGGUUCAUCUUGCUAGGAUUUGUAGAGGCUCAUACAUUUUAUCCUUUAAUCUUUGCAGUCUUGCUAUGUCUCUACAUAUUCACCUUAAUAACAAAUAUGCUGAUUAUCCUCAUCAUAAAAUCUGAUUCUAUCUUUAACUCUCCAAUGUACUUUUUUCUUAUGCACUUGGCAUAUAUUGAAGCCUGCUAUGUGACAGUUAUCAUCCCCAAAUUAUUGGAGAACUUGUUGGUGGAGCCUACAGUCAUUUCCUUUAUUGGAUGUGCCAUGCAGAUGUUCUUCUUCCUGUUCUUUGGAGUUGCUGAAUGCUUCCUCCUGGCUGCAAUGUCAUUUGACCGGUAUAUUGCAAUAUGUCAUCCUUUGCACUACUCUGUUAUAAUGAACAGGAAUGUCUGUGUGAUGAUGGUGACUGGUCCAUAUAUAUGUGGGACUGUAGUUGGAUUGGUCCACACCACAGUCACUUUUUCUCGGUCAUUUUGUGGUGUGGUCAUCAAUCAUUUCUUCUGUGAAAUACAACCAUUGUUAGAACUACUCUGUGGAGAUACUUUUCUAAAUGAAGUCCAAGUAAUUGGAGUGGCUAUGCUAGCUGUCAUGGUACCAUUCCUGCUGAUCCUCCUAUCUUAUACUGGAAUUAUCUUCACUAUUGUUGGGAUGUCAUCCAGAGAGAACAAAUAUAAAGCCUUUUCUACAUGUUCCUCACAUUUAAUAGUUGUAAUUCUGUUCUAUGGCACAGUGUGUUCCACAUACUUAAAACCAAAGUCUAACUACUCUCCAGUAAUGGACAACAUAUUAUCAUUUUCUUAUACUGUAGUAACUCCACUGUUAAAUCCAAUCAUCUAUAGUAUAAGAAACAAAGAAAUCAAGGAAUCCUUGAGAAAGCUAUGGAGUAAGAGGAUUUUGCUCUAA
Messenger RNA from Eublepharis macularius, 936 nucleotides. RefSeq names its product olfactory receptor 10A7-like. Gene Ontology annotation, biological process: G protein-coupled receptor signaling pathway. The record is from RefSeq and is a predicted model, not a curated record. Gene Ontology annotation, cellular component: membrane. NCBI's taxonomy places the organism in Eukaryota, Metazoa, Chordata, Lepidosauria, Squamata, Eublepharidae. The transcript has a single exon. Bases 1 to 936 code for a protein of 311 amino acids. Gene Ontology annotation, molecular function: olfactory receptor activity; G protein-coupled receptor activity.